AUGGCCGGACCUUCCUCACAGCAGCAGCCUUUCAAACCGCGAGGUCCAGGAGCUCCUCGAUAUGAAGCUCAAGAGAGGUCAUCAGAAGAUGGCAGCGCUUCUUACCACUCCGACUCCUCUUUUGAUCCGGAAGACGAUCACGACUUGGGAGAUUGGAUAUCGGAUGAAGAGGAGCAGCAAGCAAGCGGGGCAGCGCUAAAGAUUCAGGGCAACGAGUCGCUGGGGUACGCAUCUACUUCGCAAAGCUACUCUAGCCGCAAGGUCAGGUACCUCGCUCUGUUUCCGAAUGCACACGGGCAACUCGACUGCUUCAAGACGGCUCAAGAAGCGCUGGACGACGCGAGCGGUAGGGGAUGUGAUGUGGUGGAGGUUGUGGCCAGGCUUCAGCUGGACCCGCUGCAAAUCAUCAGGCUGCUCAAUCAUUUGAGACGAGCAGUGUUGGAGCCAAAUCUCGGCCAGGCUGGAGCGUUAUCUCCUCGGUCAGUCGCUGAAUUGACUGGUAAGGAAGCCUGGCUAGACGACGACGCCGAGCUCAUGCCAGUCAAAGGGGCGGAGUCCGAUGGCUUGCUGCGUGAGUCGCAUUCUGGUCACUUUUGCGAUUCUUCGUGCAGGUUUGUGCUGACUUUGGGAGCUCACAUGGCCCUUUGUUCGUCGACAGAAACCGAUUUCGAUGAAUUGAUGGAGCAGAGAGAUGGGCCGCAAGACGCUGCCCAUCCCACCCGUGCUCUGCAGGCUCGCAUACAAGAGCUGGAAACUCUUUUGCAGUCAUCACAGCUCUCCUUCGAAGAUUUGCGACAACGUUACAUGUCUGUACUUUCGCUCGACACCCCUGCCGGUCAUCUUUCAGACAAAGGCAAGAGUAGAUCUGAUCAAGCGACCCGCACCUCCGAUGCGUCGAGAGAGGUUCUGAAGCGCGACGACGAUUCUCACUAUUUCACCAGCUACGCUGGACAUGACAUCCAUCAAACGAUGAUUUCGGACGUAGUCAGGACUCUGAGCUACGCCAAAUUCUUGCUGCAUCCUCGCAACGCUUCGUUGAUACGCGGCAAGACUGUCAUGGAUGUUGGCUGCGGUAGUGGAAUUCUCAGCCUCUUGGCUGCACGAGCAGGGGCGAAAGAGGUCAUCGCUAUUGAUGCGAGCGACGUCGCGGAGAGGGCAGAGGCCAACGUGAGGCAAAAUGGGUUCGCUACCACGAUUCGGGUUGUCAAGGGCAAAGUGGAGGAAUUGAAAGAUGAGCUCAAAGCAUACGAAGGCUCAGUCGAUCUUCUCGUCAGCGAGUGGAUGGGCUACUUUCUGCUCUACGAAUCAAUGCUGCCCUCGGUACUCUAUGCGCGAGACAUGUACCUUCGAUCUGGCGGCGUUCUGGCACCAUCGCACUCGAGAAUGACGCUUGCAGCGCUUUCCGACAAGAAGCUUAUUACAUCUCGCAUGGACUUUUGGAACGACGUGCACGGGUUUGAGAUGCAUAGCAUGAGGCAUGGCUUGGAGGAUGAGGCGUGGACGGAGCAUGUCUCCAGCGAAAGCAUCGUCAGCAGUGUGGCUACCAUACAGGUGAGUGAUGAUGGACACUCUGAGGUGGGGCGCUUGCGUUAACGCAUCUCUCGAUUCUGUCAUACCAGGACUUGCCUUUGGAACACAUACCCUCCAAACAACCCACCUUUGUCGCGCCUUUCUCACUGAUCAUGAGCUCAUCGACAACCGUGCAUGGUUUCAUCUCAUGGUUCGACACUUGGUUCUCGCCGAAUCACUUGCCUCUUCCAUCCAAGGGCCGUCAAGAAAUGCCCGGUGGCGAGAAAUUGGCAGGAUUACCCCCCUGCGAGACGAGGACGCCCGAGCUUGCAGAUGUCAGAGGUAUGAACCUGCGAGGUGGUGCGAUCGUUGAUGCUGCCUCUGAUGAAGAUGGCGGCGAAGUGGUCAGCUUCACGACUGGUCCUGCGGGCAGGGAGACGCACUGGAAGCAGACUCUUUUCAUUCUCAAGGAGCCUAUCCAGGCUUCCAAAGGUGCGUCAAUCGUCAUGCUCGCCCAAUGGAAGCAGGCGUAAGAGUGUACACUCACCCCACAUGUCUUGCGCAACGAUAGGAGACGUCAUCGAGGGAACCAUCCACGUAUCAACAUCCGCGGGAAACUCUAGAGAGCUCGAUGUGGAGCUCCACUACAUCACAUCGCCUCCUACGGGAGCCAAAGCCGUGCGCACUGAGACGGUGCAGCUAUUUGCUGUGCGAUGA
Molecule: messenger RNA, 2226 nt
Organism: Ceraceosorus bombacis
Lineage: Eukaryota; Fungi; Basidiomycota; Exobasidiomycetes; Ceraceosorales; Ceraceosoraceae
Source: the annotation of a GenBank genome assembly